CCCGCCUCCUUUCGACAACCGUUUACAUCCCGAAUGCGACCCUGUAAUGUUUUGCUGUCAUCUCGUGCGGGAGAACGUUUGAAAAAAAGCUAAACUUCACAUGUGCGCACGUUUCUGUUUAUCCUCAUUUUAAUUUGAUUGAAUUUUUCGUAAAAUCCGGUGAAUUCUUUGUGUAAAAUUGGCAUAACUUAAUCGGAUAGUGACGGUGAAACGCAAGAAGAUAGUGAUUCUAUUUUAAAGGUUGAGUAUCUGCAGAAAAAUCACAAGCGAUGGUUUACGUUGAGCCAUCAUUUCCACGCGGGCGAAAGGUCGAAACCGACGACGACCACAAACCGCGUAAAAAGUUGAAGAAAUCGGUGGAGUAUGGAGCUUCGACGGCAAAGGAUGAAAAGGCUCACAAGCACCGUCCCAAGGAGCGCCAGCAAGCUCUCCUGGAACAGAUGGAGCAAGAUAAGGAAGAGCUAGAACAGAGCGUCAGCGCGGCUCCACUGCAGUUCCGAACGGCCCAGGAAGGAAUGCUGCUGAUGGGAUGCGUGUAUAAGAUCACCAAAAUGGAUAUUAAGGUUUCUUUGCCGGGAAGGUUGUACGGAACGGUUCCGAUCAUGGCCAUUUCCGAAGCUUACAACAACAGACUGCACAGUUUAGUGCAGAAAAGCCUGGGAGGGCCCGAGGAGCAAUGUCCGGGAUUGGAGGAACUUUAUCAUGAGGGAGAUCUGGUGUACGUCAAGAUUAAGAGCAAACACAGCGAAAAGAACCACUUCGGGCUGACGUUGGAUCCGCAGGAUUUGCACAGCGAGUUAACGUGCAAACAUUUGGUGGAGGGAUUGGUCCUGAGUGCCACUGUGGAAGAAGAGGAGGAUCACGGUUACCAGAUGAAUGUGGGGAUUAGAAAUGUGAGGGCGUUUCUUCCGACGCACAAUGUGCGCAACAACAAGAUGAUCGUGGGCAGGAAUCUGUUCUGUUCGGUGGAGAAGGUCACACAUGGGAACGGUUCGGCGACCGUUGUUCUGAGAGCAUUCAAACCAACGGAACCCCGGAAGUUGGAAGUGGCUCAGCCCAAUGUGGAUUCGUUGGUGCCGGGAUCCGUGGUAACGUUCACUGUUGAAUCAGUGCUGCAAAACGGUUUGCAGGGAUCGCUUUUUGAUGACACAGUUCCGGCGUUUGUGAACGAGAACAUGUUGGAGAAACCGUUGUCCAGCCUCAAGCAAUACGAACUGUUCAAGGAGAUUCCAGCCCGAGUUCUAUACGUGAUGCCACUGACGAAGCAUGUGUUUGUCACGCUGGCGCACUUCGAUGGUAACCGGGCGUCCGUGGCGGAUCCGGUGACCCCGGGGAAGAUCAUUCAAGACGCAAAGAUCAUUCACAAGAGCUUGAACGGGGUUUGGUUCCAAAUCGGCAAGAAACAUAAAGCUCUACUGCCAAAAUACAUCCUAAAGAGCAAGUACAACCAGAACUACGACGAGCAGAUCGUUAUGGCCAAGUACCAGGUCGGUUCCGUGCACACGGUUCGGGUGAUGCGAUUCGAGGCCUUCGAUCGAACCAUAAUCGUAACGGACGAUGAGGAAAAGAUCGAAACCAAGUACUUCACUCUGAACGAUCUCAAAGUUGGAGAUAUCUAUAACUGUCGCAUCACGAAGGUGUUGGACAAAAAACGAGGCUUCUUGGUAUCGCUGGACAACCUCAAAGGGAUUGUUACGGCGUACAACUUUGAGCCCUCGAAAACGUACGCCGCUAAUCAGAUGGCGAAGCUGCGUUUGAUUGGCAUCGACGAAGACAGGAAAAUGGCUCAAUUCACGAACCAUCCCGAAUAUCUGAAGAAAUCCGCCAAGCUGCUCACCUCCCGGGAGGAUGUGAAGCAAGGCCAACGAUUCCUAGGGACGGUCAUCUCCGAGCAGGAAAAGUUCUUCAUUGUAGCGUUCUGCAACAAGAUCACCGCCAUUUGCUUCAAGUUCUGUCGAGCCGUGACCCAGGAUCAGAACCGCAUAUCGCGCCUCAAACCCGGCGUCGUCGAUCGAUUCACCGUUAACGAAGUGUCCGAAGAUGGCUCUCGGUUCACCGUUGUCAUUCCACUGGACGCCGAGAGCGAAAACCUGGGCCACAUAGUGAGCGGAACAAUCACCGGUAUCUACGCCACCGGAGCCGAUAUCUAUCUGGUGAAGGAGAACGCAACCGGAACCGUCCCGCCGGAACUGUUCUCCGACUUCCCCCCGCACAAUGCUCUGUACGCCAGCGUGCUCAAGGAAGGCGAGCAGCUCCGGGUGGUCAACGUGAAGGAGAACGUCUACAGCUGUCGGGAUGUGGAAUACUUCCGACGCAAACCAACGGAGAUCAAAAACGUCAAACUGGGGCAGGUGUUGCGAGCAUACUGCGUCGGAAUGGUACCGAACGAGAAGAAAAUUUGCUUCCGACUGGCCUUAAAAGAUUACCACCGAAAUGUGGUGCUGAAGAUGAGCGAAUUCGCAGAUUCAAAAGAAGGGGUGUCGGCCGAAGUGGGACAGGUGAUUCUGGUGAAGGUGGUGAAAAAGGUGAACAAAGAGGACGGUGUGCUGCUGGUGGUGUCGCCCAAGCUGGAGGAUGUGUGCACAAACGGCGUGGAGGAUCCCAUUCGCUACCUGCAGACGUACCUUUGCGACGUGAAGGAGCUGGUGAAAAGAUUCAAAUCCCACGAUAAAGCCUUCGCUCAGUACAGCGUCGGACAAAGUGUGACCUGUGUGGUGGAAAGCUUCAUCCCCGACAGUGACCAAAUGGUGGUUCGCCUUGGGGAUGUAGAAGACACUACCGGGGCUAAGGGAAUCGCAACCAAGGACCCGAAACGGGACGCCGAGAGUUACUCGCCCGGCGAUUUGCUCGAGGGCCGUGUCGUUUGGGUCGACGUCGAAAAGAAGCUGGUUCGAGUGUGCGUCGUGAAGAAGUACUUGAAGCAUCUGGUGAACGCCGAUGACGAAAACGUUUCCAAAGAGUUACUGGGAACGGAAGAAUCACGGGAAUUCGUGACGUUGUUCCAGAACGGGCACAUUGCAGUGGGUUGUCUGCCGAAGGUGGAUUCCCCCUUGGUCAUUGUGCCUGUUCGGUGCCAUUACAACGAUCUUGGACCAGUGAAAGCGGUUCAGGGAAAAGUUCAGGUUCAUCUUGUCCGAAUCUCUGACGGGCUGAUCCUAGGACUCACCGAAGAACUACACGAAAAAUUCAAGAAUUUCAACUGGGCACCCGCCGAGAGGAAGGACAAAUCCGGUAAAGCGUGUUGGCUGCCGGAUGACUAUGAGGAACCACUUUUGGAGGAUCCGAAAGAAUCGUCUGAUGAAGAGGGUGCCGAUAAGGAGGAUGCUGACGCUCACAGCAAUUCCGAUGGUGAUCAAGAUGAGGAAGUAGCGAAACCGGAAUCGACCGUUCAGGAGUCCAAUAAGAAAUCAAAGAAAAAGCAAAAGAAGAAGAACAAGAAAGCAACACCAGCAGCUUCCGGAACCCUUCUCAAAGUUAAGAAAACCAAUGCCGUCGAAUCACCGGCCAAAGCGCUGAAAGGCAAAAAGGAGAAAAAGAAAGCGGCCGCGAAAAAGUUGAAAGCCGGCAAGCCGUUUGUCAUCAGCCAAUUGGACGGAGCGGAUGACCUGCCGAUGAUGAAACAGAAGAAGCAAGGCGGCAAGAAGAACAAGAAGCAUUUUUUAUCCGAACGCCCGGCUGCCAACGCCCCACCUAACCUGAAGGUCAAGCAGUCGGGCUCCGAGAAGGCUCAACUUGAAAAGAAGGAUAAACUGCAUCAGUUGGCGCAGCAGACCAAGUUCAAGAAAAAGAAGAACAAGAAGAACAAAGUUAGUCAGGUCAGGGAACCUAUUACAGAAAUAGCUAAACCCGUGAAAACUCCUAAGACGGUCGCCAAAACAGGAACUCUACCCGGAGCGGACGGAUUCUGGAGUACCAACACUUCGCUCGGGAAACAAGAUUCCGAUUCCAGUGAUGACGAUGAGCAACCGAUAGUGCAAACCAAGAAGCGCCUCAAUGCGAAGGAGCGUUUCGAGGCGAUGAAACAAGAAGAACAGCGAAUUCGUCAAAUCGAAGACGAACUGGCCGAUGCUUCGGUGGAUCCUCACACUCCCGACCAGUUCGAUCGCCAAGUCCUGUCACAACCGAAUAGUAGUCUGCUGUGGAUCCGCUACAUGGUGUUCCACAUGGAGUCGGCCGAAGUGGAGAAGGCCAGGGCCGUUGCCCGGCGGGCACUGAAAACCAUCAACUUCCGGGAGGAAGGCGAACGGCUCAACGUGUGGAUUGCGUUGCUCAAUCUCGAACUGCGGUACGAAACCGUCGAAACGUUCAAAGAGGUCCUACAGGAAGCCAUUCAGUAUAACGAUGCAUUCAAGGUGUACUCGAGGGUGAUCGAAAUCGUGAUUGAUUGCGGCAAGACCGCGGAGGCACUGGACAUAAUCGAUAUUCUGCAGAAACGGUUCCGGAAGCAGCCGGAAAUGUGGCUCUUGGUGGGUAGUUCUUACUAUAAACUGGGACAGGCCGCCAAGGUUAAGCCGCUGCUCAGUAAAGCACUGAAAUCGUUGGAGACAAAAGAGCACAUCCCGCUAAUUGUAAAAUUCGCCUUCCUACACAACCGCAACGGCGAACGUGACGAAGCUCACAUUCUGUUCGAACAGAUUCUGACGUCCUACCCGAAGCGAACGGACAUCUGGUCGCAGUACGUGGACAUGUUGGUCAAGGACGGCCUGGUCGAUGUGGCGCGGCAAACGUUGGACCGGGCCAUCGCCCAGCGGUUACCGAUGAAGAACAUGAAAACCCUGUACACCAAGUAUGUGGCGUUCGAGGAGAAGCACGGCGAUCGGGAAGCGGUGAAACGGAUCAAACAAGCCGCGGCGAACUACGUCGAGAAACAGCUGAGCUCGAGUGGGGUCACGGUGUAGAGUUUACAUUGUGUUAAUGCUAGGUAAGAUCAUUGGUACCUUACAAAUGAUUAAAGUAUAUUUCGCCUUUAAAUUCA
This is a messenger RNA of Aedes aegypti (yellow fever mosquito), 4975 nucleotides long. RefSeq names its product protein RRP5 homolog (gene Rrp5). Gene Ontology annotation, cellular component: small-subunit processome; nucleolus. NCBI's taxonomy places the organism in Eukaryota, Metazoa, Arthropoda, Insecta, Diptera, Culicidae. The record is from RefSeq and is a predicted model, not a curated record. The transcript is spliced from 5 exons. Bases 270 to 4898 code for a protein of 1542 amino acids. Gene Ontology annotation, biological process: rRNA processing. Gene Ontology annotation, molecular function: RNA binding; protein binding.